Messenger RNA from Colletotrichum godetiae, 1121 nucleotides. RefSeq names its product short chain dehydrogenase. Gene Ontology annotation, molecular function: oxidoreductase activity. The coding region runs from base 110 to 883 and encodes 257 amino acids. NCBI's taxonomy places the organism in Eukaryota, Fungi, Ascomycota, Sordariomycetes, Glomerellales, Glomerellaceae. The record is from RefSeq and is a predicted model, not a curated record. The transcript is spliced from 2 exons.
ACUCCUUCAAAUUAUAGACACUUUCCGUGCUUCCCAGCAUACCAUUGCCGACUUUUAACCUCCAAUCUCAUCGCAGGAACCCUUCUGAACCCUUCUACCAUCCGCGAUAAUGGCCUCCAAAUACAACAAACUCGCAGGAAAACAUGUUCUCGUCAUCGGCGGUUCAUCUGGCAUUGGCCUUGGCGUUGCAGAAGCCUCUCUUGCCAGCGGCGCCAAUGUGACGAUUUCGUCUUCUUCCCCUGCUAAGCUGUCUGCCGUCGUCUCAUCUCUACAAAAAGCCAUCCCAUCUUCUUCGCAGCAAAAGAUCCAAAAGUUCGAAGCCAACCUCUCUGGACCAGAUGCCGAAGCCAAUAUCGAGGCCGUCUUCCAGCAAGCUGGCCCAAUCGAUCACGUCGUCUUCACGGCGGCGAACACGCCUUCUCUGAUGAUGCUGCAAGAUGUCACGCCCGACAAGAUUCUUGCCGCCUGUCAAAUGCGCUUCGUUGCGCCUCUGAUGGUCGCAAAAGUCGCGGAAAAGUACCUGCCCAAAAGUAAUGAAUCGUCCUUUACUAUCACCAGCGGCAGUGCGGCACAGAAGUCGACGCCUGGCUGGUCCGUGAUCUCUUACCUCGCUGGCGGGUUGCGAAGUGUAGUCAAGCAACUUGCAGUUGAACUGAAGCCCGUGAGGGUCAAUGUCGUUGCUCCUGGGUUUGUUGACACUGAACUCUGGGAUAGCAUGAAGACGCACGAGAAAAAGUCUAUGGUCAAAGCUGUUGAAGAGAAGGUCCCGACGGGGAGGUUUGGCACUGUUGAAGAUGUGGCCGAGGCAUACCUUUGGCUCAUGAAGGACCGCAACGUCACAGGAACUGUAGCGGCGACGGACAGUGGUGCUCUUGUUGUGUAAUGUUUCGAAAAGAUUUGGAAUGAUUGCUCGAUGAUCAAAUAUCAAAUGAAUGAUGGAUCAUUGGAACAAAGAAGAGUCCUCUCAUGAUAACAGCUAGCUAAUGCAGCUUAAUCUCUCGAGUCACUACCCAAAGUAAUUAUACUCAAGUGCUCUGAUCAUCUGAUUGUUCAUUUUCUAGUCAUCUAGUAUGAACCUGAGGCCCAACCCUCCUUCUCUUGCUCGCGGUCAAUGAGAGCAC